Arctia plantaginis is the source of this 3120-nucleotide messenger RNA. NCBI's taxonomy places the organism in Eukaryota, Metazoa, Arthropoda, Insecta, Lepidoptera, Erebidae. The record is from the annotation of a GenBank genome assembly.
AUGUUAUGGUGGAAACAAAUAGAGACCAUUCAAGAGGAUAUUAUGAUGAUUGAAAGGGAAGAACAAAAGAAAGAGUAUAUUGGCAGUACAACGGUAACGCUAACACUUCCUUCGAUAAAUCCUGGAUUGCAGGAGAAUGUGUUUAUAGCAAACAUAGACCACGUAAAAUCGCUGCAAGCUUCGUUGUUUCCAAUAUGUAGUAAAGGGACAUUCAUCUCAAGUUUUUUACAAAAUAAUAUCAAAACAAAUCAGUUAGAAAUUGACACAGAUAUCAGAACAUUUCGAACUACAGCUAAGUUAAGAGAACCAAGAGAUUUGUUUGCACUUCCGAAAGAGCUUGAUUGUCCCCAGCAAGCACCUCGAUGGCCUACAGAAUGUCAAGUCGUGGAGGAAAGAAUACAACACCUAACGUGGAAUCCUGCGUCACCAGAACCAUACUAUAUUCCUUCAGGUAAAGAGUUACGGCCUCAGCCUGUCGGUGAGGAUGCAGGAACUGUUAUAUUUCAAUACUAUCCUAUGAGUGCCGUAAAUUAUUUUAGCCGCUCCGCUGUUGGAGGAUCUCGCUUAUAUUUGUCAGCAUGUGCCAGCGCAGGAGCCGGCUCCGGGAAUGAAGAUGAACUAAGAUUUGAAUCUCGUUUUGAAAGCGGCAAUUUAGCUAAAGCAAUACGAAUAACAUCAGCUUAUUACGAGCUGCAUCUCCGAACGGAUCUUUACACCAAUAGACACAUGCAAUGGUUUUAUUUUAGAGUCACAAAUACAAAAAAGCAAAUGAUGUACAGGUUUUCCAUAGUGAACUUAUCAAAAGCGGAGAGUUUAUACAACGAGGGCAUGCGACCUCUAUUAUAUUCAACCAAGGACGCACAGUUGCAUUCGAUCGGUUGGAGGCGGUGCGGUGAAAACAUCGCGUACUAUAAAAAUGAUUCGACGACUGAAGAAGAGGAACAAUUUCCAAGUUAUACAUUAACGUUUAAUAUAGAAUUUCCGCACACAGAUGACGCAGUGUAUAUCGCACAUUGCUAUCCUUAUACUUACUCAGAUCUACAGGAAUACCUCUCAAAGUUACAGUCUCAUCCCGUCAAAUCGACGUAUGCAAAGCUCAGGCUUCUUUGCCGAACAUUAGCUGGAAACAAUGUGUAUUACCUAACUGUUACUGCCCCGCCAAAUAUAAACGAAAUGGAACAAAAGAAAAAGAAAGCUGUAGUUAUAACUGCUCGAGUACAUCCCGGAGAAACUCCUGCAUCUUGGAUGAUGAAAGGCUUCAUGGAUUAUUUAACGGGAGACUCGAAUCAAGCUAGAGAGCUAAGAGAAAAGUUCAUAUUUAAGCUGGUGCCUAUGCUGAAUCCAGAUGGUGUAAUUGUUGGUAACAAUCGGUGCUCAUUGACCGGAAAGGACCUGAAUAGACAAUAUAGAACAGUAAUAAGAGAAACGUAUCCACCAGUCUGGCAUACCAAAGUCAUGUUGCGCAGAUUACAGGAAGAAUGUGGAGUCGCGAUGUACGUUGAUCUUCAUGCACAUUCUCGAAAGCAUAACGUGUUCAUAUAUGGAUGCGAAAGUCGAAAAACUUCAGACAAACGAUUGCAAGAACAAGUAUUCCCUUUAAUGUUGCAUAAAAAUGCGGCUGACAAGUUCUCUUUUGAAAACUGUAAAUUUAGAAUACAACGUAGCAAGGAAGGCACUGGACGAGUAGUAGUAUGGAUGUUAGGAGUAGCGAACAGUUACACGAUGGAAGCUUCGUUUGGUGGAUCUGAAUUAGGUAGUAGAAUGUCGACUCAUUUCUCAGUUCAGGACUACGAAAGCCUUGGGCGAACAUUCUGCGAAACGUUGCUUGAUUUCUUUGAUGAAGAUCCUAGUAAAGAAAGGUUAAGAACAAAAAUUGUCACAAGAUUAUUGAAAGAAGGAUCCAAUGCAGACGAACCUACGAAUAUCGAUCUUUCGGAUUACUCCAGUGAUGAGGGAGACACUUCAAGCAGUAGUUCAGAGGCUGGACUUAGAGAAACAUCUGAACGACCUGCACCGCCACCUUCGCCGAUAUUCCCAGAUAUUAAUAAAAAUAACGAGAAAUCCCGAAAGCAACGGCCUAAGUUAGAAAAGAUGAAGCGAAUAGAAAAAAAGAAAAUGAAGCGAGAGACAUUACAGGUAUCGCGAGCUACAAUAGAUUUAACUUCAGAUGCAAUGACCGACAUGUCUUCGGAUGCCGAAUCGGAUGAUAAUCAUAGUCCUAAAAGACGGGUCCAGAAACUGAUACAUUCAUCAACCAAAGUAAAGCCAAGACGGAAAAAGAAAAUGCCACCUGAGCUGAAAAUAAUUAGAGCACCGACAAGUGAUUCACCAUAUCAUUCGGACCAUGAUAAAAAGGUAUUAAGAUCUAGAAGACCAAGAAGUGUGUCGAUGUUUAACGACACUACAGACAAAUCGAGACUGAAUCCCGCAUCAUGGCAUCAAUUUAGAUGUCUACCGCCAGCAAAAUACUUGUCAGAUGUAAAAACCAGAAAUAGUCAACCAUCAGAAUUGCAAGUUAAAUUGAGCUCCCUGAAAAGAAAUAUAUGGACGGGUGUGCAAACUGAAGAGAAAGGGCCACUGUCCUGGGGCAUAUCCAGUUUUGCUAUGAACUCCUAUUUCACUGACAGUGAGGCUUUGUUAAGAUCAUGUUCCCAAAAAUUAGAAGAACUAGAAGAAGAACGCCGAAAAAUCAAAGAUGAAAAGAAAAAGAAAAAAACCAAAACUAAGAGAAUUAUACUUAAAGUGCCAAAUUCUACAAAUGAAAUUUUAGAACCUAUUAACCAAUUAACUAAAAAGUGGAAGAAAAAGGAAAAAUUAAAACAUGCAAAAUCAGAGAGUUCACAAUAUCAAAAUAAUACAAGUUUUACCGAUAUUCCUCGAAAUACACAAACACAGAAAAUAAGCCCAUUAGAAAACAGACAAGCCAAGACCCGUUUUAAAAAAGGUGCUAUUAUUACUACUGCUGUGCAGACUAAGAAAUCAAAUACUAAAACAAAUAUUAUGUCAGACAAUUCUGACUCUGAAAAUUCCAUCCAGUCAUCAAAGAAAAUAAAGAAGAAAACCAAAACAUCGAAAUCCAAGUUUUGUAAAACUGUUUCUGAAAAUAAAUCAAAAAAUUAA